Messenger RNA from Marasmius oreades (fairy-ring Marasmius), 1853 nucleotides. RefSeq lists its product as uncharacterized. Gene Ontology annotation, molecular function: pyridoxal phosphate binding; glutamate decarboxylase activity. Gene Ontology annotation, biological process: L-glutamate catabolic process. Lineage: Eukaryota; Fungi; Basidiomycota; Agaricomycetes; Agaricales; Marasmiaceae. Gene Ontology annotation, cellular component: cytosol. The record is from RefSeq and is a predicted model, not a curated record. The transcript is spliced from 9 exons. Bases 71 to 1672 code for a protein of 533 amino acids.
ACGACAGUGACGUCUGAUGAACUUCGAGUAUAAAACAGUAUAAAACAGCCCAUGGUCUCUGACUACAACCAUGGCUCUCUCCAAGCGUGUCAACCCUGAUCGUCUUCUGCGCGAGUCUCACGACAAAGGACACAAGCAUCAUGCUCUAACUGGAACAAAUCCCAACGAACUACACCAUACCUACGGUGCUCGUUAUGGAACAGCUCCUGUUCCCAAAUACCAGAUCUCGUCCAAAGGCGCCGACGCUGAUUCUGUCUACCAGCUCAUUCACGACGAACUCGCUUUGGAUGGCUCUCCCAUUCUCAAUCUUGCUUCUUUUGUUCACACUUGGAUGCCUCCUCAAGCAGACAAGCUCAUGCAAGAAAACAUGAGCAAAAAUCUCAUCGAUUGCGAUGAGUAUCCUGCUACUCAAAUCAUCCAUACACGCUGCAUCUCCAUCCUCGCCGACAUUUGGCACGCCCCUAGUGCCAAAGACGCCAUUGGAACGGCUACUACCGGCUCUUCCGAGGCCAUUCAGCUAGGUGGUCUAGCCAUGAAACGCAUCUGGCAAGAGAAACGCAAGGCUGCCGGAAAGAGCAUUCACGAGCCAGGUCCCAAUAUCGUUAUGGGUGCGAAUGCCCAGGUUGCUCUCGAAAAGUUUGCUCGCUACUUCGAUGUCGAGUGCAGGCUUGUUCCCGUAUCUCUCGAGAGCAAGUAUCGUCUUGACCCGAACAAGGCAAUGCAAUACGUUGAUGAAAACACUAUUGGUGUUUUUGUCAUUCUAGGAAGUACAUAUACCGGCCAUUAUGAACCAGUGAAAGAGAUGUCUGAUCUACUCGACGAAUACGAGAAGAAAUCUGGCAUUUCCGUUCCUAUUCAUGUUGACGCGGCGUCCGGAGGGUUCGUAGCUCCUUUUGUCACACCCAAGCUCCUCUGGGACUUCAAACUUCCCCGCGUCGUUUCCAUCAACACUUCCGGUCACAAAUUUGGACUUGCCUAUGUCGGCGUCGGCUGGGUCAUAUGGCGAGACAAAGCACACCUUCCAAAAGAUCUCAUCUUCGAACUCCAUUACCUAGGCUCCGUCGAAUACUCCUUCUCUUUAAACUUUUCCAGACCCGCCGCACCCAUUAUAGCCCAGUAUUUCAAUCUCUUGCAUCUUGGCUUUGAGGGCUAUAGGAGCAUAGCACUGAACGACUUGAAGAAUGCCCGACUUUUGAGCAGAGCUUUGGACAAGUCGGGCUAUUAUACUGUGUUGAGUGAUGUCCAUAGGAAGCUGGAAGGUGCUAGUGGAACUGACGAAUCUGACGUUGAGUCCUACGAGCCUAGCCUUCCUGUCGUGUCCUUCCGAUUUUCGGACGACUUUCAAAAGAAAUACCCCGAGAUUCAACAAAAAUGGAUCCAGACCUUGUUGAGGUCGAAGGGAUGGAUCGUCCCGAAUUACGAACUGGCACCAGACAUGCAACACGUUGAAAUCCUACGUGUGGUUGUUAGGGAAAAUAUGACAGAAGUGCUCAUAGAACGCUUGGUCUGUGAUUUGAUGGAAAUCACAGAAAGUCUCAUCAAGAGCGACUCUCCGUUACAUGCGUUGAGCAGUCUCGGCAGUGCGCAUUCCACUAAACCUGAGGCUGUACAUGGCAAAAUGAAUAAGGGAGACGGGAGUGAGUAUUCUGGCACGUAUGCGAAACAAUGUUGAGUGUGAGUGUGGGCUCCGAGAUUUGUAAGAUUAGGUGUAAAGUAUACGCCGAUGUGAUGGAUCCAGAAGGCUGCAGAGGGUUGAUGUAACCCCUUCAGGUAGCACGUCUCGUCGAUAGAGAAAUGGUCGUCGUAGGUAUCAAAAAUGUAAUUCUUUCUCCCGGACAAGAUGAAGUCGUUCA